Mauremys reevesii (Reeves's turtle) is the source of this 1186-nucleotide messenger RNA. RefSeq names its product cell wall protein DAN4-like. The transcript has 3 exons. The coding region runs from base 125 to 1186 and encodes 353 amino acids. The record is from RefSeq and is a predicted model, not a curated record. NCBI's taxonomy places the organism in Eukaryota, Metazoa, Chordata, Testudines, Geoemydidae.
UUUUAUUCCAGGUACUUUCCCAGUUGAAGUUACCACUUCACUGGCUAUCACCACACCAGCUCCUGUGGCCACUUCCCUCACUGUGACCACAACUGGAGUGACUUCUGUUUUACCGUUGACAUCUAUGGCCCGUCUUGAGACAAGUUUGCCCUCUGAUACCACAAGUAUUCCCAGCACUUCUACAGAAGUUGAGACAACCACAGCUGCCCUUCUUGUCACUUAUCCCACUGCAACCACAAGUGCUGUCACCUCCUCUUUACCAGAGACAUCUACAGUUGCUAUUGUGGUGACUUCUCCAGCUGAGACCACAGUGACAGUGACUCCCACUACAGCAGCUCUUAAAACAUCCACAUCUGCUCUGGAGACCAAUUCCCCAUCUGAGAUCCCAAUAGCUUUGGGCACCACUACAGAACUGGGGACACCCACAGCAUCCCCUGUCACCACUGUUUUCGCCGAGACUACUAAAACAUCACCCAUUGCUACAGCAGCACAGAGAAGUACAGCGGCUCCAAUCACUACCCCUACAGAGACCACAACAACUUACACCUCCACUACACGAGAGGGAACAACCACAGCUGCCCUUUUUACAACUUCUCUGGCUGAGACCACAACCUCUCUGGGCGUUCCUAUCAGAGGAGAAACAACAGCAGCCAUCUCUGUGAUGACCACAACAUCACUUUCACCUACCACAGCUGCAUUGACAAAUCAUGAAAUAACUGAGGUAAUCUACCAGAACACUGUUAAGCCAUUGGAACAAAAUAAAGAUAAUAAUGUCACAACAACACAGACAACUCCUGUGGUUAAAACCACCACGACCCAAAGUACAACAUUAGAGAGUACCACCAAAGCAGCAGCUCCUGUGAUCCCAAACAAACCUGGGACCAUCGCAACGUAUCUCACAACGGGAGCAGAAUCCACCGCCGCAGCCCCAGUGACCACUUCCACAGCUGAGACGAAAACUGCAGCUACCUCUACGUUAGCAGAGACAUCCACUUCUGCUCGUCCAACCUCCUCCCUGGCUGAGCCCACAGCACUAAUUAGCAUUUCCACAUCACAGCCAACCACGAUCAUUCUGCCUCACUUCACAAUCUGCAACCACUCCUGCAGGCACCUCUACCAUAGGAAUAACCUCCACCUCUUCUCUAGAGACGACUUCUGCAGCUCAAACUACAGCAAUGACCACUAG